Molecule: messenger RNA, 656 nt
Organism: Phalacrocorax carbo (great cormorant)
Lineage: Eukaryota; Metazoa; Chordata; Aves; Suliformes; Phalacrocoracidae
Source: RefSeq, a predicted model, not a curated record
UCCAAAGGAAGGCCGCCUCCCACCUCCGUUACCCACCCGUGCGAGGGGGAGAGUCCCCGAGGCUGCCCGCGCCGCACCGAUAGGCCGCGCACGGCCCAGCUCGGCCAGGCCUAACAGCGGCGGAGCGAGCCGCGCCGCGCUCCCGGCCCAGGCCGCAGGGGGCGGUCCGCGCCCUGCGCCUCCCGCCCGGGCGCAGGCGCCGGGCUGACCCGCGGCGGAGGGCUGCCCGCCCGGGACGGCGGCUCCAUGCGCUGCCAGGUCUCGGUGCUGUAUUUCGCCAGGAGCGCGGAGCUGGCGGGGCUGCGCUGCGAGACCCUCUCGGUGCCACGACAGAUCACCUCUCUGCAGCUCUGGGAGGAGAUCGUCAAGGUGCACCCAAGGCUUGCUGUCAUCCGGAAUCAAGUGGUUUUUGCUGUUCGGCAAGAGUACGUGCUUCUUGGAGAACAGCUCCUGGUCCUGCAGCCUGGAGACGAGAUUGCCAUCAUCCCACCAAUUAGUGGAGGCUGAGUCUGCCCAGGUUCUGUUCGUGAGCUAUGGAUGAAUGUGAAGAUGUGCCAAAAGAUUUUAUCAAACUCAAGUCUGGAAAGCUCUCUGUAGAUGAAGUGUCAGAGCUGGUCAUUUCACCAUACUGUGGGGCAGUGUCUCUGUUUAUUGGU